AUGACCAAGACACUCGUCGUUCUCGGCGCUGGCGUGGCCGGCACGAGCAUCGCCCACCGCGCCCUCAAGAACACAGUGCCCAAGGCCAAGGACCUCAAGGUCAUCAUUGUCACCCCCAACACCGACCACUACUGGAACCUGGCUUCCGUGCGCGGCAUCGUGCCGGGCCAGUACGAUGACGAGACGCUCUUCACGCCCCUCGCGGCCGCCUUUGCCCAGUACCCCAAGGACCGCUACGAGCUCGUCAUCGGCUCGGCCGAGACGCUGAACCCGGACGCCUCGACCGUCGUCGUGCGCACCGUCUCCGGCACCGAGCGCACCAUUGCCUACGACGCCCUCGUCAUCGCCACGGGCUCGCGGGCCCGGGACGACAUGCCGUGGAAGGAGCUCGGCACGACGGACCAGACCAAGGCGCGCCUCGGCGCCCUGCGCAAGCAGAUUGCGGCCGCCAACAAGAUUGUCGUUGCCGGCGGCGGCACGACGGGCGUCGAGGUGGCCGGCGAGGUGGGCUUUGAGUUUGGCCGCAAGAAGGACGUCUACUUUGUCAUUGACAAGGAGCUGCCGCUCGGGGACAACAUCCGCGAGGACGUGCGGCGCCUCGCGCGGAAGGAGCUCGAGAAGCUCGGCGUCAAGGUCAUCGACCGGUCCAAGGUGACGGGCGCGCGCGAGAACGGCACCGGCAAGACGAUCCUGCAGCUGACCAACGCGUCGGGCGCGACGUCCGAGCUCGAGGCCGACGCGUACCUGCCGACGUUUGGCCUCGUGCCCAACACGAGCUUCGUGCCGGCGAACCUGCUCGACAAGAACGGCCUCGUGCGCCAGAACACCGAGUUCAAGGUCCCCGGCUACGACAGCCUGUACGUCGUCGGCGACGCCGGCGACCUCGAGAGCAGCACGGCCUACGUCGCCGGCCUCCAGGCCACCUUCCUCUCCAAGAGCCUGCACCACCGCUUCACCGGCGAGGGCAAGGUCGGCACCUACACGCCGGAUCCCAAGGUCGUCGCCGCCGUGACCAUGGGCCGCAGCCGCGGCACCGGCCAGAUGGGCACCUUUAAGCUGCCGAGCCUCGCCGUGUGGCUCCUCAAGGGGCGGUACCUGGGGACCAACUACAACAAGGACGCGGCCAACGGCAAGAAAUAA
Verticillium dahliae VdLs.17 is the source of this 1140-nucleotide messenger RNA. RefSeq lists its product as uncharacterized. NCBI's taxonomy places the organism in Eukaryota, Fungi, Ascomycota, Sordariomycetes, Glomerellales, Plectosphaerellaceae. The record is from RefSeq and is a predicted model, not a curated record. Gene Ontology annotation, molecular function: flavin adenine dinucleotide binding; electron-transferring-flavoprotein dehydrogenase activity. The transcript is spliced from 2 exons. Gene Ontology annotation, cellular component: cytoplasm. Bases 1 to 1140 code for a protein of 379 amino acids.